AGAAAUUGCCAUCUGUGGUUGUUUGCGUAGCGAAUCACUCUUCUUUGAACAUUGAAAUUUUGUUCUACUACUCCUUUGUAUAUUAGUGAUACACAACUUUAAAUUGGUUGUAUUUGUAAAAAACUUAGUGUAAAAUAUUGUAUAUUUAAACUUAUAGAAAUGAAGUCAACCAUUAGAUCGGGUGUUAUUGGAAAGUUUAAGAAUCAAAGCAAAUUGUUGAUGAGUGGAGUUUCAUCAUCACCACUUGUUAUUGGUAACAAGAGAUUGAUCAACUCAACCAUGAAUAAUUUAAUGAUGGAAAAGAGGUCUUUUUCACAAUGUGCCAUUAAAUUUAACAAGCCAGAUUCCGAGAUUCCUGAUUCAUUCGAAGAAUCUUACAAAAUGUCCAUCGAUUUCAAAACUGGUGGUGCUGAAAAGUUCUGGGCUGCUCAGGCUGAUGAGUUGAGUUGGAUUACUCCAUACACAAGAGUACUCAACAAUGACAAUCCUCCAUUCACAAAGUGGUUUGAAGGAGGCACUAUUAAUGCAUGUUAUAACUGUUUGGAUGUUCAUGUUAAUAAUGGAAGAGGAGAUCGGGUUGCUGUAAUUUAUGACAGUCCUGUAUCAGCCAAAUACAAUAAUGGACAACCUGUUGUAAGAAAGAUCACCUAUUCUGAGCUUUUGAAAAAUGUUCAACUGCUUGCUAAUGUUAUGAAAACUAAAUUUGGUGUUAAGAAAGGUGACAGAGUAGUAAUCUAUAUGCCAAUGAUUCCCCAAGCCCUAGAGGCAAUGCUUGCCUGUCAAAGAUUGGGUGCUAUUCACUCUGUUGUUUUUGGUGGUUUUGCUAGUCAUGAACUGGCAAUUCGUAUUCAAGAUGCCACACCAAAACUGAUUAUUUCCUCAUCAUUUGGUCUUGAAGGAAUGAAUAAGACAAUUAAUUAUAAGGAAAUUAUUGACGAUGCCUUUGUAAAGUCUGGAGAAGCUGCUAAUGGAUUAAAGUCUCUUAUUUAUCAUAGAGAGAACUUACCAAAAGUCAAUCUCCAAGAAGGAAGAGAUUAUGAUUGGGAAACCUUAGUGAAUGCUAAGGAUAACAAACCAAUGAAGGAAGUUGAAGCUGUUUCUUCAACUGAUCCAAUGUAUCUUCUCUACACAAGUGGAAGUACAGGUAAGCCAAAGGGAGUCGUUCGUCCACUUGCUGCUCACUUGACAACUCUGAAAUGGAGUAUGAAAUCAGUUUUUGGAAUUGAGGAAAACGAUGUCAUGUGUGCGAUUAGUGACAUAGGAUGGGUAGUAGGCCAUAGCUAUAUUGUCUAUGCUCCUUUAUUGAAAGGUUGUACCACUGUCAUGUUUGAAGGCAAACCAAUUGGUACACCAGAUUCUUCUGCCAUUUGGAAACUCGUAUCUCAACACAAGGCCAACGUCGUCUUUUUUGCCCCAACAGCUGCUCGUGCCAUUAAGAAGGAAGAUUUGAAUGGAGAUCACAUUCGUAAUAAUGAUCUGAGUAGUUUGAGAGCAUUGUUUGUAGCUGGUGAAAGAUGUGACACAAGUACCUUGUUUUGGUUACAAGAACACUUAAAGAGACCAGUCAUUGAUAACUAUUGGCAAACAGAAACUGGUAGUCCAAUUUGCUCUGUUUCACUUGGUUAUCAAAAGGAUUAUUCAAAGAUUAAGGUAGCUCCAGGCUCUUGUAACAAACCAGUACAUGGAUGGAAUAUUAAGAUUCUUCCAAUUGAACAAGCAGACCAAGAAUUGGAUACUAAUCAACUCUCUGAACUUGCUGAACAUAAUGAGGGUUAUAUUGUUGCCAAGUGUCCACUUCCUCCAGGAUUCAUGUCAACAGUUUGGGGUAAUAAUGAUAGAUUUGUUGAUGGAUACUUCAAGACAUUUGCUAAAUAUUAUAAGGCAGGUGAUGCUGGACAUAUGGAUAAAGAUGGAAAUGUCUAUGUCAUGACAAGAACUGAUGAUAUUAUCAAUGUUGCUGCACACAGACUUUCUACUGCAGAAAUGGAAGAAUUAUUACUUAGACUUCCAGAAGUUGCUGAAGCAGCUGUAAUUGGUAUUAAGGAUGAAUUGAAAGGGCAAAUUCCUAUUGGUUUUGUCGUUCUCAAUGAAAAAUUCAAACAUGUUCCAAGAGUUGAAAUUGAAAAAAGAUGUGUUGAAACCAUUCGUAAGAAUAUUGGUGCAGUUGCUGUUUUCAAAAUCGUCAUGAUUUGUGAAAAGUUGCCAAAGACUCGUUCUGGUAAGAUUUUAAGAGGAAUAAUGAGACACAUUGCCGACGGAGAGAAGUAUGUAUUCCCAUCAACCAUUGAAGAUGCUACUGUUCUUACUGAUAUUGAAAGAGUUUUGGCUGAACAUAAUCUUCCAGCUCCAUCUAAUUAAAUAAAUUCUAAUAAUCAAAAUAUUUGAAUAUUCGAUUGACCAUUCAACGAUUAACUUGAUCAAAAAAUAAUAUUAAAUUAAUUGGCGUUUUGGAU
Messenger RNA from Naegleria gruberi, 2453 nucleotides. RefSeq lists its product as uncharacterized. The transcript is spliced from 5 exons. NCBI's taxonomy places the organism in Eukaryota, Heterolobosea, Eutetramitea, Acrasida, Naegleriidae. The coding region runs from base 160 to 2358 and encodes 732 amino acids. The record is from RefSeq and is a predicted model, not a curated record.